AUGAUCAGCUCCUGCUGCUUUUCUCCUGCCUGCUGCCAGCCAACAUGCUGCAAGACAGUCUGCUGCAGAACAACUUGCUGCCAGCCAUCCUGCUGUGAGUCCACCUGCUGUCAGCCGACAUGCUGUAGGACAGUUUGUUGGAGAAACACUUGUUUUGAACCAACCUGCUGUGAGUCCAACUGCUGCCAACCUACCACUUGUGACUCUAGCUGCUGUACACCUUGCUGCCAGCCAUCCUGCUGUGAGUCCAGCUGCUGUCAGCCAACAUGCUACAAGACAGUCUGCUACAGAACAACUUGUUGUAAACCAAUCUGUUGUGAGCCCAACUGCUGCCAAACUUGCUGUCAGCCAUCCUGCUGUGAAUCCAGCUGCUGUCAGCCAACAUGCUGUAGGACAGUCUGCUGCAGAACAACCUGUUGUGAGCCAACCUGCUGUGAGUCCAGCUGCUGCCAACCUACCCCCUUCUGCUGCAAAACUACUUGUUAUAAACCAACCUGCUGUGUGCCCAGAUGCUGCCAGCCCUGUUGUAGACCCAGCUGCUGUGUGUCUAGUUGUUACCAGCCAGUGUGCUGCAGGACAGUUUGUUGCAGAACCACAUGUUGUAAGCCAGCAUGCUAUGGGCCUAGCUGCUGGCAACCUUGCCAUCAGCCAUCCUGCUGA
Molecule: messenger RNA, 660 nt
Organism: Dromiciops gliroides (monito del monte)
Lineage: Eukaryota; Metazoa; Chordata; Mammalia; Microbiotheria; Microbiotheriidae
Product: keratin-associated protein 4-12-like
Exons: 3
Coding region: 1-660 (219 amino acids)
Cellular component (GO): keratin filament
Source: RefSeq, a predicted model, not a curated record